Hyalella azteca is the source of this 1432-nucleotide messenger RNA. RefSeq lists its product as uncharacterized. The record is from RefSeq and is a predicted model, not a curated record. The coding region runs from base 1 to 954 and encodes 317 amino acids. The transcript has 6 exons. Lineage: Eukaryota; Metazoa; Arthropoda; Malacostraca; Amphipoda; Hyalellidae.
AUGCGGUGCCUGGCGGUGUCCAUCACUCAGGCGGCCUCCGUGUCCAAGUGUAACUUCAGCAGCAACGCCUCGGUGCUCGCCACAUUACUCAUCACAGACUCGGCCUCCAUCACCUUCAUCAGUAUCAAAGGUAUCUCCAAUCGCAGUGUGCUGGCAAAGCUUAUAGAAGAUGUAAGCGGUUUCUGCUACCUCUUCUCUACCUCGCUUGCCAACUUCAAUACGUCAAACAGCUCGUGCCCAGUGGGCAGCGUGCUCGACUUCCCGUCCUUUGCUACUCGAACACACGGCAUGCUCUUCUCCGGCGUGUUCUGCUUAGCCAGUUUGGCGAGCAGUUUCAGCGCAGUUCAGGCGAGCGCAAUGACGCUCUUCACCGACGCAAAGAUCGAACGGUACACGUCUUACUUGGAGGCAUCUAGCGCAUGCGUGUGCCGGAAUCGGUGCUUCGUGGACACGCGGUGCCUGGCGGUGUCCAUCACUCAGGCGGCCUCCGUGUCCAAGUGUUACUUCAGCAGCAGCGCCUCGGUGUUGACAACCCUCCUCAUCACGGACUCGGCCUUCAUCACUUUCAUGAAGAACAAAGUGUGCAAGCCUGGCUUCGAAGAGGUGGGCGGCUUCUGCUACUUCUUCUCUUCCGUGACGGCCAACUUCGAUAAGGCGAAAAGCUCGUGCCCGACGGGCAGCGUGCUCGCCUUCCCGUCCUCUGCUACUCAGAUGAACGAUCUUGUGGACUACAUCAAGAAAAACAAGGCGGAUGUGGAAAACUGGUGGGUCGACGCGACACUGCGACUCAGCGACAUGAAGUUCUACUGGCCCGAUGGAAUAGAGAUUGUGUCAUCUGAAAUCAGUAACAGGCAGAGUGAUCCCUACGCGCGACUGCAGAGGAGCGAAGACUACUUGCCCAGUGACACUAAUCGUGACAAACCCUACAACUUCAUCUGCCAGUAUCGCAAGUGAAGAGUAGGUGGCGAAAAAACUAUUCAACUCAUUCGAUUAGAAAAUAGGCACAUCGAAUCAAGUGUGCUAGCUAAUAAUUGGUUAAAUUAAGAUUUAGUAACUGUUAACUCUCGCACUAAUCGAAAUUUGGGAAUGAAAAUCACAUAAAUCUUGUUUGUUAUUUUUCCAUAGUAGGAGACGAAGAUGAAAAUUUAUUUAAGUUGGGAUUCAACGUAAGCGAGCUGUUUCUGUUUCUUUCACUAUGAAAAUGUUAUAAGAGGAAUCAUGGCAGUGAAUUACUUACGAUAAAAAUGCGAACAAAGGAGUAAGUAAUAGUGAAUCAAUGCCCAUUUUGAUGCGAAUACACGUCAGAUGAAAGUAUACUCAGUAAUGCGUUUCAAUAGUAUAAACAACUUCAAGAAUAGCAAUAAGUCCCCCUUCAUUAUUAUAUGAACGAAUAAGUGAAAAUUAUAUUCACACGAAAUUUCUUUGGUGCAUC